AUGGGGGAGACACCAGGCCUUAUCCUCAAGGGCAGCCUGGCGGAGAGAGCCAGCCCCGGCGCGGGGCCCGGACCCCGCCGCGAACGGCCGGACUUCUGGGCGUCGCUGCUGCUGCGCGCCGGGGACAAGGCGGGGCGAGCGGGCGCCAGUGCGGGGCUGCCCCCCUACCACCGGCGCGUGGGCAUGGUCCAGGAGCUGCUGCGGAUGGUGCGCCAGGGCCGGCGGGAGGAGGCGGGGACGCUGCUGCAGCACCUGCGCCAGGACCUGGGCAUGGAGUCGACCUCACUGGAUGAUGUUCUGUAUCGCUAUGCCAGUUUCCGGAACCUGGUGGACCCCAUCACUCACGACCUCAUCAUCAGCCUGGCACGCUACAUCCACUGCCCCAAGCCGGAAGGUGAUGCACUAGGUGCCAUGGAGAAGCUGUGCCGCCAGCUGACAUACCACCUCAGCCCCCACUCCCAGUGGAGGCGACACCGGGGGCUGGUGAAGAGGAAGCCACAGGCCUGCCUCAAGGCUGUCCUGGCCGGAAGCCCUCCAGACAACACAGUGGACCUGUCAGGCAUCCCACUGACCUCCCGUGACCUAGAACGGGUGACCAGCUAUCUGCAGCGCUGUGGGGAGCAGGUGGAUAGCGUGGAGCUGGGCUUUACAGGCCUCACGGACGACAUGGUCCUACAGCUGCUGCCCGCACUCAGCACCCUGCCCCGCCUCACCACGCUGGCACUCAACGGCAACCGGCUGACGCGGGCAUUGCUACGGGACCUCACUGACACCCUUAAGGACCCCAGCAAGUUCCCCAAUGUCACGUGGAUCGACCUGGGCAACAACGUGGACAUCUUCUCUUUGCCCCAACCCUUUCUGCUCAGCCUACGCAAGCGGUCCCCGAAGCAGGGCCACCUACCUACUAUCCUGGAACUGGGCGAGGGCCCAGGCAGUGGGGAGGAGGCCCGGGAAGGGACAGUGGACCAAGAGGACCCUGGAGGGUGUCCUGUGGCCUUGGCCAAAGACCACCAUGAGGUCAAAGAGACUAUAGCAGCAUUAGAGACAUGA
Otolemur garnettii (small-eared galago) is the source of this 1050-nucleotide messenger RNA. It is a transcript of the gene LRRC75A, whose product is annotated as leucine rich repeat containing 75A. Lineage: Eukaryota; Metazoa; Chordata; Mammalia; Primates; Galagidae. The coding region runs from base 1 to 1050 and encodes 349 amino acids. The transcript has 5 exons. The record is from RefSeq and is a predicted model, not a curated record.